Lolium rigidum is the source of this 1583-nucleotide messenger RNA. RefSeq names its product zinc transport protein ZntB-like. Gene Ontology annotation, cellular component: membrane. Gene Ontology annotation, molecular function: metal ion transmembrane transporter activity. Gene Ontology annotation, biological process: transmembrane transport; metal ion transport. NCBI's taxonomy places the organism in Eukaryota, Viridiplantae, Streptophyta, Magnoliopsida, Poales, Poaceae. The record is from RefSeq and is a predicted model, not a curated record.
AUGAACAGCAUGUCCAAGAUGCAAGACGGCAGUGCCAAGCCAAAUACGGGGAAGGAACACGUCCCGGGGAAUGAGCUCUGGACCGAUGGGCUCAUCUGCGCUUUUGAGCUCGUCAAGGGUCACAGGAAGCUAAUUCGCCACAGAUCCUUGCCAAUUCAGGAUACAGGGGCCCCGUUGCAUACGAAGAAGCACGCAGGUAGGAACGGGCAUCAUGCCGUGAGCCCGGCACUACAUGAGAGCAAUGCAGUGGAAAUCCCCUGCCAGGCGGAGUUUGGUGUCGAUCCUUUUGUGGUCAAAGAUAGGAUACCACAUUCUGGUGAGAUUCUCGAGCACAAAUGGGUGCCGAUUGGGUGGUCGAGGAUUGCCGAGCUGGUCCAGAGGGUCCAGUCUGAUGCCAGCUGGGAGAACGAGCAGGUGCUGAUAAGCGAUAGCGAGGAUGAUUACACGGUGGCCGACGUUGCGGCUCCUUACUGGCAGCGUCCGGGGGGUCCUACUUGGUGGUUCCAUGUCACCGCAGGGCAUCCUUCAGUCGACGCGUGGUUGAGUAGUGCUCACUGGAUGCAUCCGGCUAUCAGAACUGCACUCAGAGAUGAAAACAGACUGAUAAGCGACCGGAUGAAGUACCUUCUCUACGAGGUCCCAGUUAGAGUUGCAGGAGGACUGUUAUUUGAGCUUCUUGGUCAGUCAGUAGGAGAUCCUAAUCAUGAAGAGGAAGACAUACCCAUUGUACUUCGGUCUUGGCAGACACAGAACUUCCUUUUAACUGCCAUGCAUGUCAAAGGACCUUCCUCGAACAUAAAUGUUUUAGGAGUGACUGAAGUGCAGGAGCUGCUUAUUGCUGGUGGAAGUCAAACACCCAAAACAGUUCAUGAAGUAAUUGCACAUUUGGUCAGUCGUCUUUCACGAUGGGAUGACAGAUUAUUCCGUAAAUAUGUCUUUGGGGAAGCAGAUGAAAUUGAAUUGAAGUUCGUCAACAGGAGAAAUAGUGAAGAUCUGAACCUAGUCAGCAUCAUAUUGAAUCAAGAAAUCAGAAGGUUAGCUACACAGGUGAUCAGGGUCAAAUGGUCACUGCAUGCAAGGGAAGAAAUUAUAUUGGAGCUUCUCCGCCAUUUACGGGGAAAUGCCACAAGAGUGAUUUUAGAGCGAGAGAGGAAAUCUGCAAGGGAGAUGCUCGAGGAGCAGGAAGCUGUCCGUGGUCGCUUGUUCACUAUUCAGGAUGUUAUGCAGAGCACUGUUCGUGCAUGGUUGCAGGACAGAAGCCUUCGUAUUACCCACAAUUUGGCUAUUUUUGGAGGCGGCGGCAUAGUUCUAUCCAUAAUCACUGGCCUCUUUGGAAUUAACGUCGAUGGUAUACCGGGAGCAGAGAACACGCCUUAUGCUUUUGGGCUGUUUGCAGGACUUCUUUUCCUUAUUGGAAUCGUCCUUGUUGGAGUUGGACUGAUGUAUCUUGGGCUGACAAAUCCAGUAACCAAUGAGAAGGUAAAGGUGAGGAAGCUGGAGCUCCAGCAGCUGGUUACGAUGUUUCAGCAUGAAGCAGAACAGCACGGCAAGGUCAGGGAAGGUUUCAGCCGGCACGGAUUGUC